CUCGCGAACCUCAAGGUAGCUAUAAAGGAAAAAAGGGCAUCCAAGCUCAGACGGCCUUACAAAGCGGCAUCUCGAAAUUCCUGGGCAGUCCUAACACCUUACGCCCUGGGUCACCGCCGCGUGUUUCGCCGACGACAGCCACCCCCCUCAUCCGAACACCUACCGCUUGUCUCGACGAUUUUCAUCGACUAAAAGACUGACAAUGGGAGCCGCUCAACAAAUAAUCUAUUUUCUUUUUCACCCAAACCAGCUUCGGUCUAUCAUCCAAUGGAAGGUAUGGCACGAGCCCGUCCACAGGCGCGACCCCUCCAAGGAGACUCCAACCGAGAAGUCAUGCUUCCACUACCUCAACCUGACUUCGCGGUCCUUCGCCGCCGUCAUCCAAGAGCUCAACCCCCAGCUCCUGAUGCCCAUCUGCCUGUUCUACCUGGUACUACGCGGACUGGAUACCAUUGAGGAUGACAUGACAAUCGAUAUUAAGGAGAAGGAGCCGCUUCUGCGGAAUUUCCACAAUCACAUGGAGCAGGACGGGUGGACAUUCGAUAAGAACGGGCCAAACGAGAAGGACCGUGACCUACUCGUGCACUUUGACGACGUCAUCGCCGAGCUGAAGAAGGUGAAGAAGCCCUACUACGACAUCAUCAAGGACAUUACUGUCAAGAUGGGCAACGGUAUGGCCGACUACGCCGUCAACGCCGAGCACAACGCCAACGGAGUCAACACCAUCGCUGACUACGAGCUGUACUGCCACUACGUUGCCGGCCUGGUGGGCGAGGGCCUGACGCGGCUGUUCGUCGCCAGCGAGCUGGCCAACCCGCAACUGCUGGUGCGCAUGGACCUUACCGAGAGCAUGGGCCAGUUCCUGCAAAAGACCAACAUCAUCCGCGACGUGCACGAGGACUGGGAGGACAAUCGGCGCUUCUGGCCCAAGGAGAUUUGGAGCAAGUACGUCGACAAGUGGGACGACCUGUUCGCGCCCGAGAACCGCGAGAAAGCGCUCCAGUGCAGCUCUCACAUGGUGCUCAACGCCCUCAAGCACGCCGAGGAGUGCCUGUUCUACAUGGCCGGCAUCCGGGACCAGAGCGUUUUCAACUUCGUCGCCAUCCCGCAGAGCAUGGCCAUCGCCACCUUGGAGCUGGUCUUCCGCAACCCGGCCAUCUUCGAGAGGAACGUCAAGAUCACCAAGGGCGACGCCUGCCAGCUCAUGACCGAGUCGACGCAGAACCUGCGCGUCGUGUGCGACGUGUUCCGGAGAUACGCGAGGAGGAUACACAAGAAGAACGACCCGAGGGAUCCGAAUUUCCUGGCCAUCAGCGCCCAGUGCGGAAAAAUCGAGCAAUUCAUCGAGUCCAUCUUCCCCACGCAAGAUCCCAAGAAGAUCAGCCUUGCCAAGGCCAACGAGGAACCGGCAAUGGAGACUAGCGAAGCCAUCUUGCUGGUGUUGUCAGUGCUGUCAACCCUGGUGCUGAUUGGGCUUGCCAUGAUUGGAAUUGCAUGGUUCAUGGGCGCGAAAAUGGACAAAUUCUUUCACGAUUUUGAUCAGUUCCUGGGUGGCAGCGUCAGGAGCUCAACGCCCAUCGCCGCCGUGCCAGGCCGCGACGAGUUGUGAGGCUGUCUGCCUACUGACAGAUCACGGUCGGUCGAGACGAGACAUUAUUUGUUCGCGUUCUAUACGGUAUCUCUUGUUAGUGACACAUACCCUUGAAUGUGCAAAGCGGCCAUGUACAAAACGAUUAUGAUGCGGACUGCCAGGGGGGCCAUGGCGCCCAAAUUCAGGACAGGACAGGAGCAACUGAGCAUAUAAUACUAACAUAAUACACGCGGACUUGGUCGCCGUCUUCCCGUCGCGGAUGACUUCCCGCACUUGGCGCAUCGCGGUCAGCUCGCCGGGUCUGCUUCACCUCUGGAGGACAUUACAAGACUCGGAAAGAAAAGCACGGAUGUCAAAUUGCA
Parathielavia appendiculata is the source of this 1953-nucleotide messenger RNA. RefSeq names its product farnesyl-diphosphate farnesyltransferase. The record is from RefSeq and is a predicted model, not a curated record. The transcript is spliced from 4 exons. Gene Ontology annotation, cellular component: endoplasmic reticulum membrane. Bases 203 to 1609 code for a protein of 468 amino acids. Gene Ontology annotation, molecular function: squalene synthase [NAD(P)H] activity. NCBI's taxonomy places the organism in Eukaryota, Fungi, Ascomycota, Sordariomycetes, Sordariales, Chaetomiaceae. Gene Ontology annotation, biological process: ergosterol biosynthetic process; farnesyl diphosphate metabolic process.